AUCUAAAUUAAAUGGUAUUUUCAUGCUCGAAUGAGCUGACCUUCUGCUAAACAACUACCAUCUUUUAAGUGCAGCAAUAAAAAAAUAUGUUUAUAAAAAAAAUUUAAAGAAAAAAAAUAUAUUUAUGCGAGUUAUGUUAAUGCAAUUGCAUUAUGUUUAUGAAAUUAAACAAAGGAGCAACAAUUUUGUAUUUUGAGAAAUGUGUUUAUUAGAGAAAAGCUUUCAAUUGUAUCAAAUACUCGAAGGAAAAUUUCCAUACUAUUCACAUUUACUACAGGUAAAUAUGUUUUUAAGGUCACGAAUAAACGAAUUUUAUGUUUACUAUAAAAUUUUCAAUUGACAAGAGUUGAAAGAAUUUUGCGAACUUUGAGUAGGGGAAGUGAUAAAUAAAAUGUUUUGACGUCUUUAUAAAAGAAACUUUUCUUUGUGGCGACUUCAGUUAUGAUUUAGAAUUAUUGGGUUUAACAAGUCUUUUUUGAAAACUCUAUAUACGCAAGAGAAAUUUCUUUAUCAGUUCAUAAUGGAGUGUGAAGCAUUGGCAAAUGGUGUUAGUGGUCUGGCAAAUCAAUACAUGUCAAUGGUUCUUAAUUUUAUGGCGCUUUCUCAGUGCUCCAUUUCAUCUCCAGAUCAGUGGCCAUCAGAUUAUGGAAAUGUUGUAUUAAGAAGAGGUUUCAUGGAAGAAUAUGACUUUAUAAUCGUUGGAGCUGGCUCAGCGGGUUCAGUUCUUGCUAACCGUCUUAGUGAAAAUCCAGACUGGAAGAUAUUGCUUCUAGAAGCUGGAGGAGAUCCAUCAAUUGAAUCAGCUAUUCCACAAAUGUCAGAGAAGCUCAUGAAGACUCCAUUGGAUUGGCAAUACAUCAUUGAAAAUUCUCGAAACUACACUGCUAUCAAUGGUUACUGGCCAAGAGGAAAAGCCCUGGGAGGAUCAAGUUCAAUUAAUAGGAUGUACUACGUCAGAGGAAAUGAGGGGGACUACAACAAUUGGGAAAAGCUUGGAAAUCCAACAUGGGGGUGGAAAGAUGUGUUGCCUUAUUUCAGGAAAUCAGAAGCAAAUGCUAAUCCCGAAAUUGCAAAUGCACAUGAAGGACAUUUCCAUUCAAAAGAUGGACCUAUGUCAGUUGAACUCACACCAAUUUGGGAUAAACUGGACAUUUUACGAGCUGCCAAAGAACUAGGAUAUAAAUACAUACGAGACAUUAAUGCAAAUGAAUAUAUAGGGUACAAUACUCCCCAAAAAACUAUUAGAUCUGGAGUUCGAGAGAGCACAGCAACGGCUUUUCUUCGUCCUAUUAGGAAUAGAUCCAAUCUUCACGUUGUUAAAUAUGCUCACGUUUUAGGACUAGAGUUCAAUGAGGAAGACGGCUCAGUUUAUGGAGUUAGGAUGAACCUGCGCGGGAAAAGAGAACUCAGAGCUUUUGCUAAGAAGGAAGUAAUUCUUAGCGCUGGAGUCAUAAAUUCCCCGCAGAUCCUUAUGUUGUCUGGAAUUGGACCUGCAGAUCAUUUAGAUAAAAUGGAAAUUCCAGUGAUUCAAGACCUAAAAGUUGGAAAAAAUCUACAAGAUCAUCCUUUCGUAAUUCUAACCAUGAAAUACAAUGAAUCCUCGAAAAUCCCAUCGCCAGAUUUAACAAAUGAAUAUUUGCAAUACUUAACAAAUCGUACGGGAUUUUUCCUAGGACCUACACGCAUUAUUGGAUAUGUUAAUGCUCAGGAUCCGUCAGCAAAAUAUCCUGAUUUUCAAUAUUUUCAUAUGGACUUUCGAAAAGGGGAAACGAACGCAAUUUCCAAUGCAUUAAAAGGACUCGAUUUCAAAAGUAACAUUGUAGAUUUUUUCACUGAAAGAGUCAAAGAAUCUGACAUUCUGAUAGCAUAUUUGGCUUUCCUAGCAGAAGAUUCAAAAGGAGAGGUUUUGCUUAGAAGUACUAAUCCAUUUGAUAAACCAAGAAUUAUUCCAAAUUAUUUAUCCAAGAAUUCAGAUAUUGAUGCAUUUAUCAGAGCCAUUAGGCUUUACACGAAGUUUUUGACCACGGAAACUUUUAAAGAAAAACAAGUCGAAUUACUUCCUAUCCCAAUUCAUGGAUGCGAUGGUUUCACAUUCAACAGUGACGACUACUGGGCCUGUUACUGCAGAUAUAUGGUCGGAACAAUGUUCCAUCCGAUAGGAACAGCUAAAAUGGGUCCUGAUACUGAUCCUGAUGCAGUUGUAGACUACAGAUUGAGAGUUAAAGGUGUUAAGGGAUUGAGAGUUAUUGAUGCAAGCAUAAUGCCACGGAUACCGAGCGGAAAUACAAAUGCCCCAACAAUUAUGGUUGCAGAAAAAGGGGCUGACUUUAUAAUAGAAGAUUGGACAGUUGCUUCUUCAGCGGGAAAUACAACACAAGAUAUCGACGAAGAGCACUCAAAGAAAAUUCAAAUUGAGGAAAAUUCUCGAGGAUCUAGAAAAUAUGGACAUAAAGAUGGAAAAACCAGAACUAUUUGGGGCAAAAUUUCUAACUAUGCAUCUAAAUUAUCCCAUAAGAUUAUUAAUGGCUUCAAAAAAACUGAAAAUUCCACAAAUUAGUAAAGAGGGGCUAAAAGAAUUCCUUCCGUUAAUUUUUGUACUCAUAUAUUAUUUUUUUUUAUCAAAAUUGAGAUUAAAGAGAUAAUAAUUCAUUGAAUAAAAAUUGUUUAAUUGAUAUUUUUGAAGAUUGAAAAAUUGGUUUUCCCAAAACAAACAAAAAAGUUUCUUCUUUCCGCGUUAUUCAUGAAGAAUAUCUUUCUAAAUGGAAUAAUGUAGGUACUAAAGUUCCAAAACUUUAUUUAGUAUGUGGAAAAUAUGUAAUGUAUGUACAUAAUAUAUUUUCAAUUUGCAAAUAAACAAAAACAAAUAAAAAUAAAA
Lutzomyia longipalpis is the source of this 2875-nucleotide messenger RNA. RefSeq names its product glucose dehydrogenase [FAD, quinone]-like. NCBI's taxonomy places the organism in Eukaryota, Metazoa, Arthropoda, Insecta, Diptera, Psychodidae. Gene Ontology annotation, molecular function: ecdysone oxidase activity; flavin adenine dinucleotide binding. Bases 521 to 2557 code for a protein of 678 amino acids. The transcript is spliced from 3 exons. The record is from RefSeq and is a predicted model, not a curated record.